ACGGAUGAGUCAAAUGAAAGGAAUUUCAAAGGUUUCUCUGCACAGUUUUAUUCCAUUUCACCGAAUGGCGCUACACCUACAAGUAUCGAUGAACGAGAUACUGGGAAGAACAAAAAGACGGUACCACCUGAACAGGAUGGCCCCGAAAAAGGUAAUCAGAUUCUCAUCGAUCGUAAUGCUCUUGAUCUUUGUCUAUUAAAGAGAGAUAAUAAGAGAAGGUAAGACCUGACAGUAACAAUUGUCUCCCGGAACUAAUUGGAGAUACGUUAAGGAUCAAAUUGUAAUUUGGGUUGAGUUUUGGGGAGGGAGGAAAACCUGGAUGCUUACCGUUUGUACAAACCGCUCGGGUGGAAGUCUUUCGCAAUGCUACAUUACAGGGAUUUUUAAAAACCGUCGGGUUAAUGAACAGAGGAAAUCCCUGUGUUGAGACCCUUUACUGCCGAGGCGAGUGCAAUGCACUCAUAUAAGCGCCAGCUCCUCACAGUACAUGUGGUAACUGUUGGCUGGGACUGUAAAAUAGUCUCGUGCAAUGCGGUAUAUGAAGUUGUGGAUCGCCUAAAUUACUAGGGCUGCCGCUACCCGGGUGAUAUGGCUCUGCGCAUGCGUAAGGUACUGGCCAUACCGCGGAGUUGUGUAGUGUGACCAUUGCUUUCAGAUGAUUUAUUAUGUGCGUUUUGUUUGUCUUAGGUGGCAGCAGCACUAUAAUGAUCGUUGUCGUGUGUAGUCUUGGUGGAGUUGCAAUAAUCGGCAUAAUUUUAGUCUGCAUUUAUAUGAAGACGAGAAAACAAGCCCAAGCAAAUCCCGCACCAAGAGGACAUCCCAGUGCUUCUUUCCAAAGGACUCAGGAACCCUCACGACCCCCACCUCCCUACUCAUCAGUGGUUUCUAACGCACCCCCUUCUUACUCAUCAACGGCCUCCCUAGGGUAA
Molecule: messenger RNA, 929 nt
Organism: Porites lobata
Lineage: Eukaryota; Metazoa; Cnidaria; Anthozoa; Scleractinia; Poritidae
Source: the annotation of a GenBank genome assembly